CUAACGGGUGUCUCCCCGCAGGAGCUGAGCGGCCUCGGCGCCAGGAAGUCGCUGCUGAGCCCGGGCAUCGAAGAGCGGAACAAGGACGGCUGCAGCGCGCUCCCAGAGAAGGUACGUGCACGGGCCGCGGAGCGGCCGUUUCCUCUUGCUCCCGCCUUGCGAGGGAGCAGUGGGCACCGGGACUCCACUGGGAGACGGGACUCAACCCACCCGUGCUCCGUGGAAGUGCCCCUGGCUUUUCCAGCAGCUCCCUGUGACAAGUACCCCUGUGUCGCUUUGCGUGCUCUCCCCUCACAGUCGGAGAACACGUAUCUCUGCCAGAUCUACAACCUGACGCUCCUCUGCAUGGAGGAUUACAUUGUGGAACCCCAGUCGGUGCAGUUCCUGGUGCAGCACGGCUUCGACUUCAACAAGCAGUACUCCCAGGGGAUUCCUUACCACAAGGGCAACGACAAGGGCAAUGAGAACCACAGCCAGAGUGUUCGGACCUUUUUUCUGGAGCUCAUACGAGCGAAGAAGCCUCUCAUUCUGCAUAACGGCUUUUUUUACGACACCAAAUAUGCUUCAGAGUUUGAGACUCGCUUUGUAGCAUCCUACUUGGAGUAUGCUUACAAGAAGUGCAAGCGAGAGAACUGCAAGCUGAAAGACUCCAGUGGCCAGCACCUCACCGUCGAGUUCUGCAAUUACCCUGCCAACAUGUCCCGUUACAUCGACUAUCGGCACUGCUCUCUGGAAGAAGCAAGCCACAAUGUGGGAGGGGGAAAUAAGGUGCCUGCCUAUGGCUGGUGUCCAAAAGGGGUGAAGUGUCUGCAGUCUCAUAACAUCGACCUCAUAAUCGAUGAGGAUGACAAGCUUUGGGAGGAGAAGCGGAAGAAACGGAAACACAAAUGGAAGCGUCGGAAGAACACAGAAGAGUUUGCAAAGGCGUUCGGACAGGCAAGCUCAGGGAAAGAAAUGGAGCUAGCUCAGAAUGGGGAGGAGGGACCACCACGAAAACAGAGCUGCUACGAGCCUGCAGCUGCUACAGAGCUGGCAGAGAUCACACCCAACAGUGAGGGCAGGCCACUGGAGGACAACUGCAUGGGCAUGGAACCAGAGGUCAGCUCAGACACCGGCACACAACAGGAAGAGGAUCUGGGGAGCACUGAAGGAACUGCUGCCCAGGCAGCAGCUGCUGUGAGCCCUUCUGCCAAGGGAAAUGCCUCUGACAGUGACCAAGUGGAGGGGAAGUCAGAGGUUCCCACUGGGGUGGGCUCAGUCAAUCACCCAGACAUCCCUGGGACUGAAGCAGCAUGUGCUGCAGAAAAGGAAAAGGAAGCCCACGGCACACCUUCACAGGGGGGCACCCACCGAGCCGGCUUUGAUGCAUUCAUGACUGGCUAUAUCAUGGCUUAUGUCUGGAUGCUCAAGAGAGGAAAAACCACGGAUGUUGGUGCAGAGCCGUGGCUGCCAGACUGCCAUAAUAAACUGUACCUCAGUGGGAAAUCGGUGCCACUUCAAAUAGUGAAGAGCUUGUUUUCUAAAUCUUCCAAAGCUCACAGCCAGAAGAUGAAGUUGGUCUGGGCCACUGGAUAGAGCUAGAGGACUCAUCACUGAACUGGGCUUUUUUUCCCCCUCAAGUUUUGAAGUUACUCCAUCAAGACCUGACCAGAACAGGAGCAAGUUUCUUACUCUUGUUUCUGUUUUAACUUCUGACUGAUUAAAUCGCUCUCAAUUGGA
Molecule: messenger RNA, 1719 nt
Organism: Leptosomus discolor (cuckoo roller)
Lineage: Eukaryota; Metazoa; Chordata; Aves; Leptosomiformes; Leptosomidae
Source: RefSeq, a predicted model, not a curated record